Messenger RNA from Phasianus colchicus (ring-necked pheasant), 2400 nucleotides. Its product is annotated as neuropeptide Y receptor type 2-like. Gene Ontology annotation, biological process: G protein-coupled receptor signaling pathway. The record is from RefSeq and is a predicted model, not a curated record. Gene Ontology annotation, cellular component: membrane. NCBI's taxonomy places the organism in Eukaryota, Metazoa, Chordata, Aves, Galliformes, Phasianidae. Gene Ontology annotation, molecular function: neuropeptide Y receptor activity.
GCCAACACUCGGCUGUUCCGAUGGCACCAAACGCCAACCGCAGGUUCCAGGCUGAGUCACUUCUGGUUCACUGGCCAAGGUCCUCACUCCUAGAGCCAGCUUCUCACAGACAUUUGUGCAUGGCAUGGUGAGAGGCUCGCUGACGCCGGGGCUUUGGCUCUCAGCAGCAGCUCGGCUGGAUGCUUGUUCACAGCUCCGGCUGUUUGCCUGUGCACAGCUCUGCGGCACGUGCGCUUCCCAGCAGGAGCUCUGCAAUGCCAGCCACUGCUCAGGGAUGCUCGGAUGGUGGCACCUGUGGUGGGAGCAGCAUGGGAUGCUCCUGAGAUCAGAGUGGGACAGAUAUUGCCAUCUGAAAAUGACCAAGAGGUCCCACGUUUUUGCUUUGUUUAAAUCAGCUCCCAGUUUUGCAAAGCCCAGCCUGAAGGAGCAGUGAGGCAGUGUGCAGAAAGGUUUUACGAGCAGAUCUUCUCAGGACCUACAGUCUCGUCCUGGUUGACUUUAUGCCUCGUACAACUGAAAAACAGAAUCCCAGAAACUCAUGGAAAGCAGCAUGAGCCCUGAUUUCCUUGGGGAACUGGCAUUCAUCUAACUAACAGGGUAAGUGGGAAGGCAGGAGGGUGUCACCGCCCAAAAUGCUGUGUAGGACACGUUCAUUAAGUUUCAGCUCUUGCAGAUGCUCUGUUGCCUCCCUUGCUCUCACUUCUGCUGUGUCUGUGUUCCAGACCCUCUCCUCCCAUCCAAGGGUGCCAAGCCAGGCAUGGGACUGCUGCAGGGAGCCAACAGCACCCUCAUUAUGGAGAAGCUGGCAGUAGAUGAGAAGCUGUCACAGGGCUGGCACACUAUGGACUUUGUCACUCCCAGCCUGGAUCUCUCUGGGUCCCGCAGUGUUAUGAUGGACAGCACCAAGAUCCCAGGGGUCCAGGUAGUUCUGAUUGCUGCCUACUCCCUCAUCAUCCUCCUGGGGUUCAUUGGCAAUUCUUUGGUCAUCUACAUCAUAGUGAAGUACAAAACCAUGAGGACUGUGACCAACCUCUUCAUAGCUAACCUGGCCCUGGCAGAUCUGAUGGUGGACACCCUCUGUCUGCCUUUCACCCUAGUGUACACGCUGCUGGAUGAGUGGAAGUUUGGAGCUGUCCUUUGCCAUCUGGUCCCUUAUGCUCAAGCUCUGAGCGUUCACGUGUCCACUCUCACCCUGACUGUGAUUGCCCUGGAUAGGUACAGAUGUAUUGUGUUCCACCUGGACAGCAGGAUCUCCAGGAGGCUCAGCUUCACCAUCAUAGCCAUCAUGUGGCUGGCUGCAGCCAUCCUAGCAGGUCCUCUGGCCAUCUUCAGAGAGUUCCGCUAUGAGGAAAUCCCAUCUAUCAACCUCAAAAUGGCUGUCUGCUCUGAAAAAUGGCCUUCUGGUAAUAAUAGAGAUGCCACUAUCUACAGCCUGUCCAUGCUACUCCUGCAGUACGUUUUUCCUCUUGCAGUUAUUUGUUAUGCUUAUACCAGGAUCUGGUUCAAGCUGAAAAACCACGUCAGUCCCACAUCUCGAAAUGAAAACCAGUGCAGGAGGAGGAAGACCACCAAAAUGCUGGUGAUGGUAGUUGUGGUCUUUGCAGUCUGUUGGCUGCCCUUCCACAUAUUCCAGCUUGCCAUUGAUCUUGAUCUGGUUCUUAUCUUCCAUGAAUACAAACUGCUGUACACCGUCUUCCACGUGGGAGCCAUGUGCUCUACAUUUGUCAACCCCCUGCUCUAUGGAUGGAUGAACAAGAACUAUCGGAACGGCUUCCUCAUGUUCUUCCGCUGCCAGAACAAGCCAGAAAGCAUCCAUGCCGAAGGCUCAGUGCGAGGGAGGUCAUACAUCUUCAGGGCCAGCACCCUGAAUGGGAGCAUCAGGCACGCUGCUGGCAAUGGACCCACAGAGGUUUAGGGAUGAGGUGUUCACCUGCAGGACUGAGGCUGACUGAGUGGAGACAUUCUUGGUGAAAGCCUUUUUUGGGAAACAUGCUGCUACUGCAGCCGCAUAGAAAUACCUCUUGUAUCUCUCAGUACAAUAAAUCUGGUGUAUUUCUCUCUGACCACACAAAUGAAUUUUUUCUUUCUCCAUGAUGCAUGCAGAAUCACCAAAAAUCAUGGAAGGGGCUUCCGCCUACCCUCUUUCAGGCAUUUCCAUAUGCCAAAUUGGGUUGUUCAAUCUUUUACCUCCCAACACACAACACAUCAACAGGGAACCAAUACUGUUCGUCCACACGGCCCCUACCAAAAGCAUGAUGAUGCAUAGCUAAUGCAUGCAAGGGGAAGGAGACCUUGGAGCACGGCCGGUCAGUGCUAUUGCCCCACAGGCUGUGGCAGAGGAGCAGGUCUGUUGAAGCCACUCACUCUGUUAUUCUUGCACAGUGCUGGCAUGAAUCUGCA